UAUAUAAAUAUAUACACAAUCCCUUUACCCUCUCCAACCCCCAAAGAAUCCUACUCCUCAUGGCCGCCCCCGUCCUCUCAGGGAUCCACGUUCUCGAAUUCGGCGGUCUGGCACCGGCCCCCUUCGCGGGGCUCCUCCUCGCCGACAAUGGUGCCUCGGUGCUCCGCAUCGACCGGCCCAACAGCCCAUCCAGCGAUCUCCUCACGCGGCACAAAUGCUCUGUCGCCAUCGAUCUCAAAUCGGCCUCUGGUCUGCAGUUCCUCAAGAGUCUGCUCCCGCACGCCGACAUCCUGCUCGACCCGUUCCGGCCGGGGGUCCUCGAGCGGCUGGGUCUCGGCCCCGACGUCCUGCUGCGCAUCAACCCGCGCCUGAUCAUCGGCCGCAUGACGGGUUUCCGCCGCGACGGCAAGUAUCGCGACAUGGCGGGCCACGAUAUCAAUUACCUCGCCGUGUCGGGCGCGCUGGCGCUGCUGGGCCGGAAAGGCGAGAAGCCGUACGCGCCGGGGAACAUCCUGGGGGAUUUCGCCGGCGGCGGCGCAGUGCUGUUCCAGGGCUUGCUGCUGGCGUUGCUGGAGCGCCAGCGCAGCGGCCGCGGUCAGGUCGUCGAGGCCAAUAUGGUGGAUGGGAGCGCGUACCUGGCGACGUUUCCGCGGACGGCCUUGAAGACGCCUAUGUGGGAUCGGGCGAGGGGCGAGAAUGUCUUGGAUGGGGGCUGUCCGUAUUACGAUACGUAUGAGACGCGGGACGGGAAAUACAUGGCGGUGGGAGCGCUGGAGCCGCAGUUCUUCGCCAGGCUGAUUAAAGGGUUGGGAUUGGCGGGGCGGGGGAUCGAAGAGACGAGGGAGGAUCGCGGAACGUGGCCCCACAUGAAGAAGCUGUUCGAGGAGAGGUUCAGGGAGAAGACGAGGAGCGAGUGGGAGGCGGUCUUCGAUGGCACGGAUGCGUGUUGUACUCCCGUCCUAGAUUUCUCGGAGCUGGAGAACAACACGAGUAGAGAAGGCGAUCAGCGACCCGCGGUAACUCUGCGUGCCACCCCCAGCCUAGCGAUCUCGAAAGGUGUCCCCUCCCGCGAUGCAUCCACAGGUCAAGGCCCCGGCGUCGAAGGCGAAGGCUAUCGUGGCGCGCCGCUGGCCCCUGGCGAAGGCGGCGAGAAAGCCCUUGAGGAAUGGCUGGGCUGGAAACGAGGAAAGCAGUUCGAGAUCAGGAAUGGAGGAUUCGUGACCUUGCACCAAGGAGGGGGGAGAGAAUCGAAAUUAUAAUCCUUGGGUUUUUGAAUUGGGUUUUUGAAUUGGUCCCCUGAUGAUGGAUUGAAUCUCUUGCUCCGUUUCCUUCUUUUAACGCCGCCUUGUUCUAUGCCUUUGAAGUAUGCCCCCUGAGAAAUAGGAGAGCGAGAGAGCGAGAGACGAGAGGGAAAGAUGUUGAUGCAAAAUGACAC
Molecule: messenger RNA, 1435 nt
Organism: Amorphotheca resinae ATCC 22711
Lineage: Eukaryota; Fungi; Ascomycota; Leotiomycetes; Helotiales; Amorphothecaceae
Exons: 1
Coding region: 60-1259 (399 amino acids)
Molecular function (GO): catalytic activity
Source: RefSeq, a predicted model, not a curated record